AUGAACGUGAAAUCCGAGACAAUGAGGCGUAAUGUCUACUCGACGUGCGAUUCACAGCUUCCGAGCGGUAAGAAGUUUGUGGCCGUAAACCUGUUAAGUGAAGACACGCUUUACUUCGUCGUUGAGCCUAAAAGCAAAGUCAAUGAAUUGUUUGGACAAAUCAGCAAAUUCUUGAGUCUAUGCCAAACGGAAUUGUUUGGUCUCGCCAUCAGAACCGAUUCAUUUAUAUUUCUCGAUUCGUCACAAAAACUUUGCAAAUACGCGUCCAAACAGUGGAAACUCCAGACUAAUGGGGUCGACAACACCGGCAAACCAUUAUUCGCUGUUCAUCUUAGGGUACAAUUUUAUGUCGACUCUUAUCUAUUCAUUAGUGAUAAAGUAGCAAAACUUCUCUAUUAUCUGCAACUAAGGGAGAAUGUAGUCAAUUAUGGUCAGGCCCUCCAAGAGGAGAGAGCCUUUCUCUUGGCAUCGUAUGCCCUUCAGGCAGACUUCGGUAAUUUCAAUCCUCAACUACAUGUCGGCCAAUACUUCAACCCUCAGCUAUACUUCGCUUCGUGGGUAAUCGAAGCGAUUGGUUUGGAUUACAUUAUAGAGCACUUGCCGUUCUUACACAGGGAUCACAAGGGAAUGCCUAAAAGCGAGGCCCAGUCUAUGUAUAUCAAGGAAGCAUCGGAUGCCAGUGCGGCCCAUAAUCUGCAUCUCUAUAGGCUUAAGAAUAAGACGGCCACGAGUGAGGUGUGGAUCGGAAUUUGCACCACUGGUGUCGAAAUCAAUUCAGAAGAACAACGAAUUUCAACCAUUCAUAGGAAUAGUCAUAGCAGUCAUCCCUGUGCUAAACAAAAGACCCGCAUCUCAUACUUCACUUGGGCUGACAUCGGAAAGUUGUAUUUCGAUAAAAAGAAAUUUGAGAUCAGAUCCACGGGUUAUCCCAUCAGGAAGUUUACAUACUAUGCGAAUACAGAGGAAUCGGCCCGUCAUUUGUUAUGGCUUUGCAAAGUUAGCCAUCAGUUCCAACUCGUUGUUCAAACAAAGAUGAAAGAAGUGAAGAGAAGAGAGUCAGAACUCUGUAGAAAAAAGUUUAGAGAAUCAUAUAUUUAUGACCAGAGUUUUGAUUUACCACUCAUUGGUAGGAAUAAUAAGAAAGGUUCCGAUUAUAACAAACAUACGGGUUCUGUAUUGGAAGAGAUGAACGCCCAGAGAGUGUCGGUAAUUAGCAACGCUUCCUCUAAUACCACAUCUGGUAUUGUUUCAGACAAAGUGCAAAGUCUUGAAGACAGUGACAGAGAAGAUAUCGAUAUAGAAAUAAUGAUAAACUCAGCGCCGGUGCUCUCACUUGAAUCUCUAGCUUUGAGUGAACCGAUAGAUAACUCAAUGCGAAGGUCGCCGCCAAAUAUUGAGGACAAACAGUCCAACUCUAUCAGCAAUAUUACAAUGAAUUGCAAUAGUUAUCCACAAAUUAAACAACAAAUUGAUUGUGAGAUGCCUUCGAGUGCUAAUAGUAUAAAGAGUACAUCUUCUGAACAAAGCAACACAACCAUCAAAUCUAUGGUUCCAGUCGUUCCCUCCGAUAGGCAUAUAAUUACUGUCACUAAUAGAGCCGACGCUCAUAUCGAUGUCAAACACUUGACUGUUGUGAACGACAUAACAAUCAAUCAAACAAACGAUACAUUGAGUGUCAAACCAAACAUAUUAUCGACUAGUCCUGAGGCCAUUCAAUCGGCAAACAUAACAAGUGGUGCCAAAGUUGAACCCAAACUGGACCUAUCAGUGCGUUCCGUCAAUCUCUCGAAACUGACCGAAAGAUCCGAAUCAAUGAAUCAUAUCUACGAAAAUAUCCCAUAUUUUUCUCAUUUCCAAAACUUUGAAACCAAACCAAAGCUCCCUUUGAAAGCCUGUCCCUCAUUGAGCUCCACAUUAACUCCGACCACAAACACUAAUUCCACUCAAAGAACCGCAACAAGAAUAGGCAUCUCAUCCCUAACCCGUUCGCACGUUAAGCCCACACUCUCUGUCUUCACAUAUAAUAACGACCAAAAUUCGUCCAAAAAUCAAUGUAUCGCCGCAUCGGAACCCAAUCUCUCCACAUCCAAACUCUGGUCGACCGCAUCCUAUUUGCCUCCAACCAAUUUGCAAGUCAAUAACUGUCAGCUCAGUCCCAAUGCACUCAAUAACUCCAUCAAUAAAUUGUCCAAUAAUUUGGACUCAAAUAUGUGUAACGGAGCUAAUCCUUCGAUUAUAAAGAGGACAUACAAAGAGGGUCGCGCGUACUCCGACUCGAGCGCACAUUACAGCGUCCCAUCAAUACAGCCCUCAUCUGCCGCUUGCGUAACGGUUUCCACUCCUAAGAGUUUAUCCGAUUGUACGGAACCGCUAAUCCAACCAUCCUUUCAUCAGUCACUCAAUAACAUCACAAUGACUUCAAGCCAUCCGUUAAGGCUAUUCGCCAGUGAUUUGAGUGUUAACUCGGAAUCGAGACUACAGUCAAUACUAGUACCUCCACCGCCGCCCCAAUACGCCAACUCUUAUAAUGAAAGUCGAGUCAUUAAAACGGCUAAUUUUUCACAGUUAACCAACGCUAGUCAGAAAGGGAACUCAAUAAUGACAAACGGAAGACUCGCCGCAAACAACUAUAACAGCGACCAAAACGGUUCGGUCUCUGAUCUGCAACAACUCAGACAAAAGAGUCGAGACCUGAAUCUACCACUCAUUACGGCCUUAUUUAAUGACAGAUCGUUAAUGAUGUUACCGAAGACAGUUCCCGGCUCUCGUCAGCGGCACAUCAGUACUGCUCGAGAUAUCCGCCGAUAUUCUUGCAGUUCUGACAUUUGUGCCGAUAUUCCCUAUAAACACCUCUCGACUAUCAAUUCACGAAACAUAGAGUCAGACCUACCGCUGCCUAAAGUCACUCUAAACAAUAGGCCCACGAGUUGGCACAUAGAGUACCCAAACUUACAAAACCAUUACAUUUGGGAACAAUUGCAUAACAAUCAAACCCAAACCAAUGAUUACCGCGAGUAUCGAAACACAACCGCAGACUUUAUUGACCGCCUUUGGGCCGAACAUCAGUUGACCACAUGA
Molecule: messenger RNA, 3078 nt
Organism: Medioppia subpectinata
Lineage: Eukaryota; Metazoa; Arthropoda; Arachnida; Sarcoptiformes; Oppiidae
Source: the annotation of a GenBank genome assembly